Diabrotica virgifera virgifera (western corn rootworm) is the source of this 1637-nucleotide messenger RNA. RefSeq names its product 4-aminobutyrate aminotransferase, mitochondrial-like. Gene Ontology annotation, molecular function: pyridoxal phosphate binding. The transcript has 2 exons. The record is from RefSeq and is a predicted model, not a curated record. Lineage: Eukaryota; Metazoa; Arthropoda; Insecta; Coleoptera; Chrysomelidae. Gene Ontology annotation, biological process: GABA catabolic process. Bases 65 to 1603 code for a protein of 512 amino acids. Gene Ontology annotation, cellular component: mitochondrion.
UGUAAAUGUCAAAAUUCAUUUUUCGAAAUUUAAGUGUUUUCACUAAAAAGUAAUUGUACACAAAAUGGCAACUUACGCUCAAUCAGUAACUUCAAAGUUACAGUCUCUAGACAUCUGUAAUAUUCCAUUUUUAAUGGAAAGUAAGUUUAAACUGUGCUCUGAUUCCUGUGACCAAAAAAAUAAAAAUAGUCUUGUUCCCGGUGAACCUGAUGGUCCAUAUAUAAAAACCGAAAUUCCUGGUCCUAAAUCUAAAGAAGGUAUAAAGAAUUUAAGCAAUUUACAGAUGGUUCAGUCAGUACAGUAUUUAGCAAACUACCAAAAAUCAAUAGGAAAUUAUAUAGUGGAUGCUGACGAUAAUGUUUUGUUAGACACGUAUAUGAAUAUUGCAACAAUAGCACUGGGCUAUAACCAUCCAGCUAUUUUGGAUACUUUUAAAGAUCCGCGUCAUAUAAAAUGCAUGAUAAAUAGGUCAGCACUUGGGGUUUUUCCUUGCAUGGACUGGCCCUCACGAAUGGAAAAUAUUUUGAAAUCAGUAUCACCGAAAUUACCCAAAAUUCAGAUGAUGAUGUGUGGAGCUUGUUCCAAUGAAAACGCCGUUAAGCAAGCUUUUGUAGCUUACAGAAUGAGAGAAAGAGGAAACAAGGACUUUAGUGAUGAAGAGAAACAAUCGUCUAUUUUCAACCAACCACCAGGAAGCCCUCAUCUGUCCAUUUUAUCCUUUAAUGGAGCAUUUCAUGGAAGAACCCUCGGAAUUUUAUCUGCAACACAUUCAAAACCGAUACAGAAAUUGGAUUUUCCAAGCUUUAAUUAUUGGCCAACGGCUAAUUUUCCAGUUUAUAAGUAUCCUUUGGAAGAAAACCGCAGAGAAAAUAAAGAGAUUGACUGCCUGUGUCUCGAAGAGGUAAAAGAAAUAUUCCACAGGCAAAAAAAGUGUGCGCCUGUUGCAGGAGUUAUAAUUGAACCCAUACAAUCAGAAGGUGGCGAUAAUCAUGCAUCAGCUGAGUUUUUCAAAGAUCUUCAACAAAUCUGUAAAGAUAAUUUCGCUUAUUUAAUCAUGGAUGAGGUUCAAACGGGUUGUGGUAGCACCGGAAAGUUUUGGUGUCAUGAAUAUUUUGAUUUACCAUGUCCUCCAGACUUUGUAACUUUUAGUAAAAAAAUGCAAGCAGCAGGUUAUUUUUACAGUGAUGCAGUAAAAGUUAAACACGGUGGAAGAAUAUUUAACACCUGGAUGGGUGAUCAAGGCAAGGCUAUUAUCUUAGAAGCCAUCCUCAACACCAUCAAAUGCCAGAAUUUAUUAGAUCAAGUGAAUACCUCUGGCAGGAAUUUAUUAUGUGGUCUGAAAGACUUAGAGCACGAGUUUACGCCUUUGAUUGAUUCCGUGAGAGGAAGAGGGACUUUUAUUGCGUAUAACGUUAAAGACGAAAAGACAAGGGAUGCUGUGGUAAUUAAAUUAAAGAAAAAUGGUAUUCAAGCUGGAGGAAGUGGUACUCGAACAAUUCGUUUAAGGCCAGCGCUGGUGUUUCAGGAGCAUCACGGUGACAUCUACUUAGAGAUAUUACGGAAGGUAUUAAAAGAAAUAAAGGGUGGUGCAAAACGUUGUUAGAUUUUAUGGUGUGUUCAAAAUAUAUAUUUGAAAU